CCUAAAAGCUAAAUCCGGACACAAACUCGGAUUGAGCUACUAGACCAUGCAAAAAUUAAAAAGGACCACACUAAAAGUCUCUUGAUAACCAAUAAAUUGACAUACAUGAACAAUCAUAUUUCAUAAAACGGAUGUUUACGUAAGCUAUUAAAGGAUUGAUCUUUUAAUAGCGAUUGUCAUACUUAAAAGAAAGCACAGGAUUGGAAAAUCUAUGCCAAUAAAUGAAUAACGGAAUUUCAAGGAUUUGCAUAUGAACUCCUAUGACUUUUUGAUUUUACGAAGAUGCCAGGAUUUCAGUGCCUGCCUUGUAAUGUUAAUUUAAAUUCCCAGGAGCAGUUAGCCCAACAUAGGGCUGGUGCAAAGCACCUCAAGAAACUGAAAGAAAAAGUCAUAGGUUUGGCCCCAGAGAAAGAUGCCUUGCCUGCUGCUGAACCUAAACUCUACGGAACUUUCGUUGCAUCUAAACUGACUCCUGUGAUAGGAAAUGUUGGGAAGAUAGACUUGAGUAACAAGCCUUUAUUCCCCCCUCCUCCUCCUCCACCUCCAGUUCAUCUGAUGGCACAGAGUGCAGUCAUUGCACCCAAACAAUCUGCAGCACAGGGAGGAUCCCCUGCAUCUACCAUUAAGCCACAAGCUAGACCUCUCCCUCCUCACCUGAUGCCAAUGGGUGCACCACCACGACCUCCAUCUAAUCUGUGUGCACCACUGAGACCUACAUCUCAUCCAUGUGCACCAAUUAGAGGAAAAAGAUUCAGUGAACCACUAGACAAUGGACAAACAGGAGCAAUAGAUCAGCAGACGGUUAAUUCUCUUCUGGGAAUCACUCCGGUGAUGAAAGCUGUGGUGAAUAAUGCUCUAGGGAACCUCCCAUUGAAGAGAAAGUUACACAUUAGUAGAUGUGAUGCAUGUGAUAUUGAAUUCAAUGCUGAAUCACAAGAAAGACAACAUUAUGAUGGAAAGAAACAUGCUAAAAGAAUGAGGACCUUGGCAUUAGAAAUCAAACCUGGAGGUGAAGUAUCGCCAUCAGUGCUACAAGCUAGUGGAUUUACCUGUCAAUUUUGUGAUGUGCUGCUGAAUUCACUAGAGCAGCUGGAACAACAUAGAUUUGGUUCUAAACACCAGAAGAAAGUGGCUGCAGCAAAGACACCUGGUGGAACACCUUCUGGAACAGAGGACAACAGUCCACAGGAGAAUGAUCUCACUGUCUGAUAUUUUAGUCUACUAAUCCAGACUCAUGUUAUCUUCUUGCAGUAUUGACAAAGAUUUAGAUCUAUAAGAUUACUGUAUGUCAUGUGAUACUGUAAAUUCAGGAAGUUAAUGUGAAAAAUUUGACAGUAUUAUGAUUUGCAGUAAUAAACACUUACGUUAAUAGUUACAAGAAGUGACUUUUUCUUCCUGAUAUACUUGCAAUAACAAAUACACACUGAAAUGUUAGAUAAAUUGUUUGUAACAAUCAUACGAGGGAGGUCGAGUGUUCAGAGGGGACAGAAUGUUUUGUUCAUGGUCACAGGAAAUACACCUUUUCACUAUUUUGAAAUCUGUUGCUUGACCAGAGAAUCUGUCAACUUUUAAAACUUUUGACGUCCUGCAACAAUCCCUUUUCCAUUGUGGCAACAGAUAUUUUCUAUUAUGGCGUCAAAACUUUACAGGAACCUUUGUGAUGUCCAGUAUUGGCGGACGAAUAGAAAUAAGGUGUAUACUAAAGAAUACAAUGUAUAUUGUUUAAUAUAAAAAAAAAAGAAGAUGUGGUAUGAUUACAAAUGAGACAACUCUCCAAGAGAGACCAAAAUGACACACAAAUUAACAACUAUAGGUUACUGUAAGACUUCAACAAUGAGCAAAGCCAAUACCACAUAGUCUGCUAUCAAAGUCCCAGAAAAGACAAUGUUAAACAAUUCAGACGUGAAAACUAACGGCCUUAUUUAUGUAAAAAAAAAAGUAACACAAACAAACGACAACCACUGAAUUACAGGCUCCUCACUUGGGACAGGCACAUACAUACAUAAUGUGGCGGGGUUAAACAUGUUAGCAGGAUCCAAAAAAGGAUAGAUAAAAACUAGGAUACUAUUACUGGAUUUUUAUAAAAGCUGACGUAUUAGAGAGGAUAAGCGUGCUUUAUCAUCACUUGUAGUCUGGUGUCGGCAUUUACUUUUAAAAAUUUGUUUCCUCUGAAACUACUUACCCAAAUUAAAUCAAACUUGGCAACAAUUAUCAUUAAGUAUCUAGUUUAAAACACAACUAACAUGGCUGCAAAGUAGCACAUAAGGGUAAAAUGCAUUGUAAAUUAAAAAUUAUUGCGAAAAUGCAACACAUAGCAAUAACCUUCAACGCUCAUUUUGAAAUUUUUUAUAAGGAUUAAACAGGAUUUUUCUCAAUAUG
This is a messenger RNA of Mytilus trossulus (common blue mussel), 2379 nucleotides long. RefSeq names its product zinc finger protein 346-like. NCBI's taxonomy places the organism in Eukaryota, Metazoa, Mollusca, Bivalvia, Mytilida, Mytilidae. The transcript is spliced from 6 exons. The record is from RefSeq and is a predicted model, not a curated record. Gene Ontology annotation, cellular component: nucleus. Gene Ontology annotation, molecular function: zinc ion binding; nucleic acid binding. The coding region runs from base 283 to 1209 and encodes 308 amino acids.